UGCUGUGCCAGGCUCGAGUGUAGCCUGUGCUACAGUUUACUUAGUUAAAGAAGACGUCUUCUGGCGUAGAGGAUUUUCUACUGUCAAUACUGUACUGCUUAGUACAGGACUGCCACCAAAGAAGACUAGUCACAGACUGUCGUGGGGUGAGAGGGGCCCCGGAGCAGAGAACCUCUGGACUAAUUUACAGUCAAAUCCACCCCUGGCCCUCAUCUCUUUUCCCGUUGCUCCCCUGAAAAACCCAAACAUCCUCCUCAGAAGGACAUCAGCGACUCCCCUCUACUCCCCCAUCCUCCUCCCCCUCUGCUUAGUUCUCAUGUUCCUCCUCCGGGGAGGUCGGAGAGCAAGGGGCACACACGUGGCCAGCUGCCCAGGCUUGAGGCCACGGUGACAGACAUGGGGCUCAAGAGGAGGCUGGGGCUGUGCUUCCUGGGUGUCAUCUCCCUGCUGGUCAUCUACAUCCUGUGUUUGAGCCUGGAGAUCACCAUCCCCUGGCGCAUGGUCAACCUGAACCUGUCACACUUCCCUGGUCUUGGGUACACACAGGAACCAAACAGGUCACAUUACUCUGAAGACUCUGUUGACGGCAACACACCGUCAGAUGGUUUGGACAGCCUACACACUGGUUCAACACCAACAACACAUUUAAGGUUAAAGGUACAGUCCACAUCCCCUGUCGGAGUCAGACCCUCAAUGAAACCUGGAGCCAGGGCCAGGACUACCAAGGGUCAAAAUAUUAAAGGUGCUCUCCUCUCCAAUUCAACCAAACCAACAGAGCCACCCUUCAUUGGAGACAGUUACUACAGCGAAGUCGCCCCACCUCAAACCGACUGUCCAAACAGUAUUCGUAGCAGGGUUCCCCAGACAGACUUUGGGGUGAGAUAUCUGGGCAGGAUCCCUGUCCUCCAGUGGGCCAAGCAUGCCACUCCAGAACAGUACCAGCGCCUCAAACCGUACCCAGGGGCUCACGGCUGGGGAAACCUUGACAUUGACACUCUGGUGUCGACCCUGUCUGUUCUCAACACAUCGGCCAACUGGCACAUGUUUGAUGACUGGGAUCGUCGUAGCAACGGCUCGCAGUGUGUCUGCUGUGCUGUCGUGGGCAACGGAGGGAUUCUGAAGGAUUCAAAGAAGGGCCGGGAGAUUGACCAACAUGACUAUGUCUUCAGGACCAACGGAGCUGUGAUUAAGGGCUUUGAGCAGGAUGUGGGCUCUAGAACAUCCCUCUACACUUUCUCCACCAACACCCUCCGUAACUCCAUGAAGAGCUACGCUGGAGCGGGCUACAGAGGACCCCCGCUCUCUGAGGAGACUAGGUAUGUCUUCCUGCCAGACCAUGACAGAGAUUAUCUGCUGAUGAAAGCAGCCGCCACACACACUCCAGUAGAGAGAGGACCAGAGAAGAGCAAAACGCCACCCACAUACUUUGGAAAAAAUGUGAGUGUAGAAAAGUUCAAGAUGUACCAUCCAGAUUUCAUACGUUACAUCAGAAACAGGUUCCUCCGCGGCCAUGCCAUGCAGACCAAAUACAAGAACAUAUACCGUCCAUCAACAGGUGCUGUGAUGCUGCUGGCUGCUAUGCACACCUGUGACCAGGUGAGCGCGUAUGGCUUCAUGACUCCAGACUAUAAAAACUACUCUGACCACUACUAUGACAGCAGAUAUCACCCUGUGGGUUUCUUUAUCAACCAUGACCUGAAGAUGGAGAUGGCACUGUGGCAGCAGCUCCACCAGGCAGGCCUCAUCACGCUCUACAUGCACCAGUGAUCCCAGGAACUAACUCACUCCAGGUCACUAUGACAACAACCACAUUAAUGACAUAAGUCUAUGGUAAUGACUCCAUCUCCACCACUGGCUCCCAAGGUUUGCCAACCCCCAACCCUACGAGAUUUAUAAAAAAAUUACUUCACGUCUGACUUUGUCAUUGCCUGCCAUGUUGGAGGUUAGCCAAUACUUCUGAGAAAAUGGUCUCCAUGGAGAUGGGCUUAGCCUAUCCUCUUGAGAAGUCUCUAACAGGGUGGAGGCAGGUUGCCAGGGAGACAGUCAUAGACUGUUGCUGACACUUGCUGAGUUACCAGGAAAAGCCUGGUAGCCUUUUUAUACUAUUUUAAGACCUUUUUUAGUAUUUUUAAACCAUUUCAGACAAUCAGCUUUUGUGGGUCUUAGUCAGACAUAUGUUUCAAAGAUCAUACCCCCGAGACAUGCUAACCUCCCCUGUUAUUGGUAAUGGUGAGAGGUUAGCAUAUCUUGUGGGUAUGAUCUUUGACCCUCCCUCUACCUUUCUCACUCAUCAUUAUUCACAAUUAAUUCAGGAUUAUCUGUAAUCAUGGUAGCAUCCACAUGAAUGUAGAAGUGUUUUGAAACAUAUGCUAUUCUUAUUUAUAAUAAAAGUGACUCUAUUGGGCACAAAAUAAUAUGAAACACUACCAAAACUAAUUGCAAAUGCAUCAAACAAGUUUGUAGAGUCACUUGAUUGCGUGCUCUGAAUAUGGGACCAGAUAUUAAACUUUUACCACUUUAUUUAUAAGAAUCUUUAGGGUUGUCAAUAAUUUUGACCCCUACCUUUUUGAGAGAUUAAAAAGUAUUACUUGUUAAACAAAAUCUGAGCAAUUGUAAGUAUAAAAUAUAAUUCCCCCAUUUUAUUGCAUACAUUAUAGAUCCGUAGUUUAAUUAUUUAUUUUACACAGUCGUUAUUGCUCAUCUUUUUUAAGGGUGUCAAUAAUUUCGGACCCCACUGUAUGUUGACAAGGGAUAGGGCUGUUGCUGCUGGGCCGGCCACCUACUUAAAAUACCCUCUACCCUCCCUCACUGCCCUAAAUACUUUUGCACAGCACUGCCGGCAGUAGUCAUGGUCUAUUCUGAUAAGUAGUCAGAUUAUUUCCCCAUGAUAUUACUAUGUUUCUCUUUGGAGUCAGUGUAGUAGUGGGUCGACAGACAACUCAAAUGUUUGACCAAAGCAAAGCUGAGGGGAGAAGAUAACAGAUAUUUCUUUUAAUCAAAAAGUACAUUUUUUAUUAAAUAUGUUUUAAAAAUGUAUUUUACUUUCAUACAAGUUUCCUUAUUAAUAUGAGAGAGCAAUGCUACAUAGACAAGGACUGUAUUUUUUCUUUCAAACUACCACCAAUGUGUGCCUUAAUGUGAAUCUCAAUCUUUUGUCUGCAAAAUGAGUUGUUGUUGAGGUAACUGGGGAAACUAUUUGAAGUGAAGGAAGAUCUUUCCACAACAACUCCAAAUGUGAACUUUGUCAGUGGCCUUUCUCUUCGGGCACUCGCUCCCAGAACAUGAAUGGAUGUUUCCAAGGAUCUCCUGGAGAAUUGGAGUACCGGUAUGUGUGGCUGGACUAGACAAUAGAGCACCUGGACUCUUCUCAAAGCUAGCUCAGGGCUGGAUUCGUUAGGCACCAAACAGAAGAAAAUUGACUGAAACAAGGAAGGACUACUUAAACUCCUCCAAUAAGAAACAUUUCUUUUAGUAUUCUGUUGCAAAGCAUUUUGCUAUGCUGUACCCUAAUGAGCAUGACCCAGAAUGAAUAGUGACAAAGGUCACAGAAGUAUCAUUGUUUCUGCUGAAUAUUGAUGCCUGAUGAAUGAGGUCAUUCAGGACCUGAGAAGAACAUUAGAUGAAUCUGAUCACUGUGACCAUAGAGAUUGAUCUCUGACUGAGACUUUGCAUGGUCACCUCCACAUGGGAAGUGGACAUGUAUGUGGGAAAUUGUAACAUUAACCAAGGCUCACUCUACAUGUGCACAAAAUAUAUGUGGUGCAGGGUAAAGAAACCAAAGACCCUAUAACAGAAUCAAUGAAUUAGCUUAUUUAACAUUUUUGUUGUAUGUCUUUUUAGAAUAACAAUCCUUUAACAAUGACAUUAAAUGGUUCAGGCUUUCCUCUAUGGAAGACUCACAUCAGACAUUAGUUUUCAAUGUGUACAGAAGAUGUGGUAAACUUUUUUGUUGUUGAUGGAGUUCAUUAAUAGGGGGAAUUGGGUUGAGGGGGAGUUCCUCCAUAAUGCAAUUUUUAGAGAGGAUGUUUUUAAUGUAAUAGAAAUCUAUAAAUAAAUUGAGAAUUAAAGUUUG
Salvelinus fontinalis (brook trout) is the source of this 4072-nucleotide messenger RNA. RefSeq names its product ST6 (alpha-N-acetyl-neuraminyl-2,3-beta-galactosyl-1,3)-N-acetylgalactosaminide alpha-2,6-sialyltransferase (gene st6galnac). The record is from RefSeq and is a predicted model, not a curated record. The transcript is spliced from 10 exons. Bases 397 to 1767 code for a protein of 456 amino acids. Gene Ontology annotation, molecular function: sialyltransferase activity. NCBI's taxonomy places the organism in Eukaryota, Metazoa, Chordata, Actinopteri, Salmoniformes, Salmonidae.